Tuber melanosporum (Perigord truffle) is the source of this 4463-nucleotide messenger RNA. RefSeq lists its product as uncharacterized. Gene Ontology annotation, biological process: regulation of GTPase activity. NCBI's taxonomy places the organism in Eukaryota, Fungi, Ascomycota, Pezizomycetes, Pezizales, Tuberaceae. The coding region runs from base 133 to 3807 and encodes 1224 amino acids. The record is from RefSeq and is a predicted model, not a curated record. The transcript has 4 exons.
CUUUUUUAUUUUCUGCUGGAAAGACCGGCUCCUCCUUUUUCAGUGUUUUUGGAUUGAAAGAACAAAUCAGCAGCAUAUAGGGGAGGAGGAGGAAUAUCCAGCGAGCUGACAGGGAGCUUCACAUCGUGGCCGAUGACUGGACGAACGAACUCUAACCCGAACCAUCGGCUUGCCGCUAUUCAUGGGGUGGGCAAUCCAAACGAGCUAUAUUUUCCUCUAUGCACCAGUGUCAGUCCAGUGUAUGCCCGCGGUAGUCCGCCGCUCACAAACUCCUUCUCAAACUCCUUGCCAGGUCCCGCGAUGCCCUAUCGCCGGGAGAUGACGAUUCGCGCGGUGUCACCAGACAUUGAACUGGAGGGGGGGGAGGAUACGGAUGGUUCGUUAACCGCACAGCAUUCACCUACCACGCCACCACGAACGCCUUCCAGAUCCUCGAAUAAGUCGGCUUCCAUGUUUGAUACGUUGGGGAGGGAUCCAGCAGAACCGUCUACUCCUUCUUCGCCGGGGAAGGCGCGGGCUCUGCUAAACCGGACGCCACUGUCAGGUUUCCCACAGUUCGCAGACUUGAGCAUCGGCAGGAGUAAGAAUGGGUCUCCGGUAGAUGAGAGGAAGAAGAGGACCUCUCCCUCUUCCGGUGACAGGCCUGGUACUACAGACACUAUGUAUUCUUCGAGCACAUCCUCGUACGGUUCUCGAUAUCGUAACUUUGCUUCUAGUUCAUCUCACGAAUCAUCCGACUCGAUACCCGCCUCCGUAGGGUUCCCGUCGACUACUGCCCUAUCUCCAAUCCAUGCGAAGCCACCCGGUAAACCCAGUCGACAGCGGUUCCUCCGGCCGCAGAAUUCAGUCAACGCACUUAACUCUGGUGCCAAGGCUUCUGAUGCACACUUCGCGUCUCCACCAGCUACACCUGCUGACACGAGCACUAUAUUACGGUUGAUGAAGGAUGUGCGGGGGAGGAUGGAAGGUCAUGUGGAAUUUCGGGUUGGCGAUACUAUGACAUGGACUAAGGGAUAUUGUCUUAUCAAUGAGGACACUGGAAGCUUGGUUCACCAGAGGGAGGAGAAUAUCAAUUCGACCCCUCUCAGUGUUAUAGUGCCGGACUUGCGCAGCUGCAAGGUGAAGAGUAUAGCGGUAUCGGAUGAGGCUAGCGACGGGAUUAUAGAGAUUUCCACGCAUUCUACAAAUAUUACUAUCAAACUUCGUCCGAUGGAUCCCAAUCACUUUAUGCCCUGGCUUGCAGCGCUGCUCUGCUGGCAGCCAAUAGCACCUGCGGGGGCCCAGAACAAAAUGGUGAAGCCACAAGCUUUUGUGUUGGCUCAGGAGAGGAAGGCGGAUAGAAGGAGAAAUUCGGAUGCAACCUCUUCAAAGGAUGCUGCGAUCAUCAAAGUUGGGAAAAUGCUGAAAUGGAGAAGGGGUGGGCCGACUGUUGUCACUACAGCUUCCUCGACAUCGGGCAAGGGGUCAAGCAGGAACAAGGGGCACACCGGAGCUGUCGCUUGGCAGAAAGUCUCAUGUACUUUGCAGGAGAAUGGCGAAUUUAGGCUAUAUACUGAGCUGGAUACCGCACUUCUGGCUGUGAUUCAGCUGAGCCAGCUUUCCCGAUGCGCUGUGCAACAGCUGGAUCCUAGUAUUCUUGACAAGGAAUUCUGUAUAGCAAUAUACCCACAGUAUACGCCUUCCUCAAAUGUCUCCCUGGCCAGGCCUGUUUAUCUUGGUAUAGAUAGUCGGAUACUGUUUGAAGUGUGGUUUGUGCUACUUCGGGCAUUCACCAUGCCGGAAUUGUAUGGACCUGCGGGAACUGCUUCCUCAUCGAAUGGUCGUCCGGCCCCAGAUAUCGCUACCGGGAUAUCGGAACACCCUGCCGCUGAGGGAUUGGUGGAUUCGUACCGCAUACAACGGAGCUUAUUCCUGCGGGUGGUGGAGGCGAAGAUAUCGAUGCCUGGUGCCGAGCACGGAGGGAAGGACAACAUGGAUUGCUAUGCAGAGGUGGUGUUGGAUGGGGAGGUCAGGGCCAAGACCAUGGUUAGGACAAAAACUCAUAAUCCUUUCUGGAGGGAGGACUAUGAGUUUCCCGACUUACCUGCUAUAUUAUCAGAUGUGGGCGUGGUGUUGAAGCAAAGGCAUCCGAGAUGGAAGACGAAGGGUUCGGGAUCUGUCACUGGGUCGGGGGGCUUUGGCGGAGGGCUUGGUGGAGUUAGUGUGCCGGGUAGCAAGGAUGCCGUUAUUGGUACUGUGGAGAUUCAAUUUGAUGAAUUAGGGAUGGAGACUGAUACCGAACGAUGGUGGCCGCUGAUGUCUACCGCAAAGGGCGCCGAAGAGAGGAUCGGUGAGAUGUUUUUGAAGAUUGGAAUGGAGGAGUUAAUUGUACUCAUGGCUCUUGAGUAUAGGGAACUUUCGGAGCUGUUACAUAACUUCUCGAGUGGCAUCACAAUGGAGAUAGCACAAGUUGUUGGCCCGGAUCUUCGGCGAUUAGCGGAUACUCUUCUCAAGAUCUAUCAGGUCAGCGGAAAAGCGAGUGAAUGGCUGAUGUCCUUGGCUGAGGGCGAGAUUGACGGGUUGCACAAGGAGCCCCCACCGGUAAGAUUAGGGAAGCAUAGGGACUCCAACGAAUCUAAUUGUGACUCGGAUCAAUAUCGACGCGAUGUGGGAAAGGCCGGACUUGUUGAUGCCAAUAUUCUGUUCCGCGGGAAUUCCCUCCUCACAAAAGCUCUCGAUGCCCAUAUGAAACGGCUUGGUAGGGAGUACCUCGAGGAAACGCUCGGCGAACUUCUCAGGGAAGUAGCGGAAGAGGAUACAUACUGUGAGGUCGACCCGUUACGCAUGGAGCCUGGCGAGAACUUGAUGAAGAAUUGGAGGAUUUUGAUGGGGAUUGUCAAGGGGAUUUGGAAGGGGAUAUAUAAUAGUCAUGAAAAGUGCCCGAUGGAGUUGAGGAAGAUACUGCGGCAUAUUAGAGCUUGCGUGGAGGAUCGGUAUGGGGACCUGCUGAAGACUGUGUGUUAUAGUAGUGUCUGCGGGUUCUUGUUCUUGCGGUUCUUCUGCCCGGCGAUUCUGAAUCCGAAGCUUUUUGGACUCCUGAAAGAUCACCCCGGAGUAAGGGCGCAACGAACAUUAACUCUUGUCGCCAAGAGUCUGCAAGGGCUCGCGAAUAUGUCGACUUUCGGUGUCAAGGAGCCGUGGAUGGAGCCAAUGAAUGAAUUCCUUGGGGCACAUAGUGCUGAGAUGAAGUCGUUCGUCGACGCCAUCACCACAAUCCCCCCAUCCCCAUACCCGACCGAAACCGUGCCCCCAUCAUACGCAACCCCAAUCACCAUCCUCUCCCGCCUCUCCCAGCCAUCAAAGGAGGGUUUCCCCUCCCUCCCAUACUUGAUCGACCAACCCCGCGCUUUCGCCUCACUCGUAUCAAUGUGGCAGAAGUGGCAUCCCGUCUACCAAGACAAAGCUCCAGACUACCACCUCGAAGGCGACCUCGCCCGUUUCCAUAAAAUAUGCUCAGAGAUCCAGGAGCGCAUAAACAUCUGUGUAUCAAAAGCCGAGAGCGCACAGCGGCCCAGCAGCUCACUCAGUGCACGCUGGGAAGAGGUCGCGGAAAAGGCUACCGGGAGUCCUCUAUUGGCCCCUGGACAGGCUUCUUUCUCGACCAUACCUGGGAAAGGGCAUCGGGUAGUUGGCCUACCCAGUGCGCGAGGCUCCGAGGAAGACUACCACCAUUCCGGCGCGACGAGAAGUAAACUUAGUGGGUUCGUGGGCGGCUUUAGGAAAAAAGUGAAAAGUCGCGGGACAUUUGCUGGGUCGGAAGAUGAAUGAUUGUUACGGCUUUUUUUUCUUUUUCACCAUCUCUUUCCCGGAAAUCCUUUUCUUUACCUUCCCCCCUUUUUUUCUUUUCGGUCAUCUAUCGUUCUCUACCCUUCCUAGUUCCUUUAUCAUCAUGCUAUAGACGGGGGCAUUGGUUUUCGGGAAAAAGCAAAACGCUUCAACUUACUUUUACAAAAGUUUUUUUUUUGUUCUUUCACUUUGGGAUUUUGGGAUUCAUGUUUCUUGAUUUUUUGGGGGGUGGGGGGUUAGUAACCUUGUUUGCAGGUAAGGUUAGGAUGUGUUUGGAAUUGGAUUGAACCACACGGGAAUGGCCUGGAUCGGAUUGUACUGGAAUUAACCUGGGAAUGGAUGGAAACGGAUGGAUCGGAUGGAAUUGGUGCCGUGGAGUAGGGUUCUUUUUACUUUAUCAUUUCACUCUACCUUAUUAGUAUCUCUUUUGUUCAUUUUUUUUAUUUUAACGCUACAAUGUCUCAUUUGGUCUAGGUGUCCUUUUUUCUCAUUACUUUUCAUCUUUUCAUUAAGUGUUGGUCAGGUAGGAAGGCAAUUGAUGUUUAAGGACAGCUUAAUGUAUUCGUUGGUGGGUUAGCUUGUAGGAGAGGGGUUGGUGGGUCGGAAAGUAGUAAAAUAAGAUAUUCUAGAAGAUUUGG